AUGGUGUCCUCGUGGUGUUUGAAACUACAAACAAUUCAGGGCAUCUCUGUGGGUUAGAUGUUGCCUAGCACAUGGCCCUGUUGGAUGUUGCUGCCAUUCGUGGUUAGGCAGAAGUGGCUCCAUGGAGCUGUUGUAGCUCUCACUGAACAUGCUACGAUGGUAAAAAAUGGAGGGGGAGGAAUGGCAAGCUUCAGACUGGCAUAAGGGAGAGAAAGAGUGGGACCAUUUCCCCAAGGUGUGGGACCAGAGUAACUGUGGAGAGAACAGCUGAGCGGAGCGGCUUGGCCCAAGUGCUGUUUGCUUGCUUUUGAAGUUUGGUCAGUAACACUGCACUGAAAAUGGGUACCAGAUGCGAGUGUAGUUCUUUAUGCUGCAGCAGAGGCUGGAAGCCAGGUUUGACAAGAAACAUUGGGGUUGUAGAGCAAAGGAGUGAAUUGCGCAAACUGAAGAAUCAAGGAAUAUGCAAUGUUUUGAAACAAAAUCUGAAGCUUCUGCUGUCUGACACAGAGGAGGGAGGUUUCUGCAGGAUGUGAAAACAAGCUGCCUGUCGUAGGAGCAUGUGAAUGACAUGCCACUGAUAGCAGUGGUUUGCUUUGUUUUGUAGAGAGUACUGCGACCUCAGCUAGUUCACCUCUGCUAUGAAAUACUUUCACUCCAAAGAGCAUCUCUGGAGGAAUGAGCGAGCUUUUCCCCAGCUGUUUGCUUGAAGCACUCUGGCACUUCUCUGGAUUUACUCUGUUCUCAAUAGCAGUGGGUUGACAAUUACAUAAAUAUUUUUGUGUGUAGUACAGUAGCUGGCUCAAAGGGAUCAGCAAACUCGGAAUAAUAGUUCAUAACAAAAUGCCUUCUGAAAAGCAGCCUCCAUCUUGCAGUGCACUCGUUGGUUCAACUUCAGCUGGUGUGAAGGACAGAAAAAAAUGGGGAUAAUGUGGAAGGUUCACCUUCUCAAGGAGACCCUUUCUCUUAGUUUCAUGCCAAGUGCUUGAGCCCUACAGCUUUCAGCCCUGUUUUGUUCAACGUUUCCUUUGCUUCCCGCUGCUUGAAAAGCUGUUUAUGCUAAUGAUCCUGUGAGGAUCUGAGGAACUUGCUGUGCCUAUGUGUGUGAGCGUGGUGUAAGACUGCUUGUGCUUUGUGCCCUCUUAAUGAGCGUGCGCAGUGCAGCGCUGGUCGUGCUGUCAGCUGCGGCCUCAGAGCUGCUGGCUGCUGGCCAUGAGCCCUCCAUGCGACCAUCCUGCAGGCCAAGGGCCAUCCUGACCGUCAGAGGUGCCUGAUGGAGUUUCCCUUCCUGCUGACUGCUGUGUCCUACCUCAGUCUCUUCGGGACCCUUGUCCCAUCCAGGCCUGCCUGAAUCCCUCAGAAGCCAGUGAAUUCUUGGCAUCAGUGCAGUAGCAAACUGAUUGGUGAGGACUUGCAGCCCCUGGACUCUUGUCAGUGUGUGAUGCAGCCUGUGGGUCACUGCUGGUUGGAUCCUUUGUCCCGCAGCAGGCAUGCCUGGCUUCCUAGAUCCCCUCCUGCUGCAAUGGAGUUGGCACAUCUCCCCUGCACACAACAGUCUGGCACUGAGCAGUGUCUGCAGAGAAACUCCAGGAGUUUUGAAGCUGGGCUUAAAGCAUUUGAGUAGGUAGAGCUAAAGCUCAGAAGAGGAAGAAGGCCGGAUAAAGAGCUUGUUCAGGACUUGGCAGCAUGGGCACCUGGUUGUGGAUACUCAGCAAACCACAUUUGUUGAUGAGGCAGCUCCCCUGUGAUCAGUUUUCUGCGUGUUCCAAGAGUGCUUUGUGGCAUGCCAGGUGCUGGGAAGUGACACGGGAGGCUUUGGUGCUCCGGGUUCAUGUCGCCACUCCAGAUGUAUUGGAUGACUGCCUUGCUCCUGCCCGAGGGGCAACCCAAGGUUUUGUUCUCCAUUCCUGAGCCUGGUGCAUCUCAGCGAGACGUGGUUGAGUCACUGGGCAUGGUGGUGAUGAGCUGAUGGUUGAACCUGGUGAUUGUACAGGUCUUUUCCAACCUUAAUGAUGCUGUGACAUGAGCACCUCGCCGUACUGUGUCCCUCUGAGGACAUUUCCACUGGCUGAGAGCAGUGUGCCAAGGAGGGGUGUGCAGGGCUUCCAAGCCCACGUUCACCCUUGUGCUUUCUUUGUCCUCUCUGCCUCUUUCCUCUUCUCCUGCAAACUAGCAGCACCUGCGCUAGAGCUAAUCAAGGGCAGUCUCAGCCUGUGUGUAUGGUAUUGAUUUAUGGGGUGGCUGUUGGCACAACAGGUAGGCGUGUAUUUACAAAGUUUAGAGGCCACUGUGCAGCUUUGUAGAGCAGGCGGUGCUCAGGCCCAGUCACUGGCUGUGCUCGUGUGAGCCACGUCUUCUGUGCAGCCCCGGCACAAAGCCUGGGAUCAGAGAGCCAGCUGUGUGCUGCAGACGGGUCGCGAGGAGCAGACCCCGCUCGUGGCAGCGCUGUGUGCUGUGGGAAGAGCAGGGGGGGCCGCCUGGGUGUCUUCCAGGGUAAUGGCCGUGGAUGUAAUGCAUCUGCUUGUAUCUUUUCCCUGUCCUCAGCACCCUUUUUUCAUGGUGCCAUGUGGGUCAUUAGCAGAGGGAACAGUUUCUCACUGUCUCUUUCUCCUUUUGUUUUCCUCCUUCCUCAUUGCUUCCAGUCUUGGUUUACUGCCAAACAGCCUCUUGUGAAAGGGCCGCCUAAUUAACCCUGUGCUAAUUAACAAUUUAAAAUUACACAGCACGGCUGUUCAUAUUUAAUUCUCGGGAAGCCUGGGCAACAGCAGGAACCCCUCCUCCCGCCGUCUCCCUCCGCCACCGCCCGGGGGGAGCGCAGGGCCACCCCGAGCUGCGGCCGCUGCUGGGAGCAGCGUGGCUGAAAGAUGGCAUUUGUGGUGUGUGCAGGGAGAUGGGGCUGGGGGGGCCGAGGACAGCGCGGGGUCACUCUGCCUGCCUCCCGUCAGAGCGCGGCUGCCAGCGAAGCGGCCGUGGUUGAAAGCAGCACCUGGUGACAGCACGGGGCGUCGGGACACAGGGCCGGCCGGCCGCGGGACACUGCAGCGCCGUGUCUGCUGCCCUGCCUGCGGCCGUGGCCUGCAGCGGCCUGCCUUUGGAGAGCCAUCUGCCAGACUCUGGCCUGCCGGGGGAGCUGCAGGGACGGAGCGGCCCGGUGUGCUGCCUGCGGCCCAUGGAGCGGUGUGGGACCGGGGGCAGCCAUGGGGUGUGGGGCUGAGCAGGGACCGAGGGAGAGCCCUCCCCACUGCCCGGCGCGGGAGCACGGGGAGUCUGUGGCGCUCAGGCUGCUCUCUCCGUAACUGGAGUUCAUUGAUUUUACGGGAAGCCGUGUUUACAGACAGAGUGCUGAUCGACCUGACGAGUUGACUUCUGCCUCCUUAAGUCCCAGCCGUACCGGGUGCAAUGAGCGCUCCGUGCCGGCCCUGCCAUGGAAGGCUGUGACUCGCCCGUCAUCCCCGGGAAGGACAAUGGGUGCGGCAUCUCUCAGCACCAGCAAUGGACUGAUCUCAACAGCGCCCACCUCCCCGACACGGCCGGCAGCAUGGAGCAGCCUGCGGUGGAGAGCCGCGGCCCCCUGGACAGCCUGAGGGUCCCUUUCCCCGAGCGCGUCUCCGAGAGCAGCGCCGCGGCCGGCCCCGGCGCCGAGCCCGCCAGCAAGGAGGUGAGCUGCGGGCAGUGCGCGGCCUCCUUCGCCGGCCUGCAGAGCUACAUGGAACACCGCUGCGCCAGCGCCCGCCCACCCCCGCCACUGAGGGGGGAGAGCGGGAGCGAGAGCAGCGAGGAUGGGGACGAGGAGAGCGAUGUGGAGAACCUGGCCGGCGAGAUCGUCUACCAGCCGGACGGCUCGGCCUACAUCGUGGAGAGCCUCAGCCAGCUGGUGCAGAGCGGGGCCGCCUGUGGCAGCGGGGCUCUCCCCUCGCUGCUCCCGAACUCUCUCUCCAAGCAGGGGGAGCCUUCCGGCACCGCCCCCGUCUACCCGCAGAUCAUCAACACCUUCCACAUAGCCUCAUCCUUCGGGAAGUGGUUUGAGGGCUCAGACCAGACCUUCCCGAAUACCUCAGCCCUGGCGGGCAUCAGCCCCGUCCUGCACAGCUUCCGCGUCUUCGAUGUGCGACACAAAAGCAACAAGGAUUACCUGAACAGCGAUGGUUCUGCCAAAAGCUCCUGCGUAUCCAAAGAUGUUCCCAACAAUGUGGACCUGUCCAAAUUCGAUGGCUUUGUGCUCUACGGGAAGAGGAAGCCCAUCCUGAUGUGUUUCUUGUGCAAGCUUUCCUUUGGGUAUGUCCGCUCGUUCGUGACCCACGCGGUGCACGACCACCGAAUGACUCUGAGUGAGGAGGAGCGGAAAAUUCUUAGCAAUAAGAACAUCUCCGCUAUCAUCCAAGGGAUAGGCAAAGACAAGGAACCUCUCGUCAGCUUUCUGGAACCAAAAAACAAAACCUUUCAGCACCCUCUUGUUUCCACAGCUAACCUCAUAGGCCCUGGACACAGUUUUUAUGGCAAAUUCAGUGGCAUUCGCAUGGAAGGCGAGCAGGCCCUGCAGGCUGGGCCAGCUGGCGGAGCGGAGCCGCCACCUUCAGGCGUCCUGGCCCCCGGUGCGCUCCUCAACCUGGGUGGGCUGACCAGCUCGGCUCUGAAGACUCCAAUUACCUCAGUCCCCCUGGGCCCGCUGGCUUCCAGUCCCACCAAAUCCUCCGAGGGGAAGGACCCUGGGGUGGCAGAGGGGGAAAAGCAAGAGGGGGGCGACCAGGACAGCCUCUCAGAGAAGGCAGAGCCUGUGGAAGAGGUGGAGGAAGAGGAAGAAGAGGAGGUGGAGGAGGAGGAGGAGGAAGAGGAGGAGGAGGAAGAGGAAGAAGAUGAGGAUGAUGAGGGUUGCAAAGGACUGUUUCCAAGUGAGUUGGAGGAUGAACUGGAGGACAGGCCCCAGGAGGACCCUGGGGCUGUGGCAGGCGGCAGCAGCAGCAGCAGCAGCAAAAAGGACCUUGCUCUCUCAAACCAAAGCAUUUCUAACUCUCCCUUAAUGCCUAACGUGCUCCAGACCCUGUCACGGGGCACAGCUUCUACUAGUUCUAAUUCUGCUUCUUCCUUUGUCUUUGAUGGUGCAAACAGGAGGAAUCACUUAAGCUUUAACAAUGAGGGCGGCGGAGCCAAUGUGGCAGAGGGCAGCAGGAGGCUGGACUUUAUCGAUGAAAGUGCCAAUAAAGACAAUGCCACAGCACCAGAACCAAAUGAGAGCACAGAGGGCGAGGACGGGAGCUACAUCUCCCAUCACCAGCAUGCUGGCCCCCUCUGUGAACUUGGGGGUGGGGAGUGCCCCUCGGGGAGUGGCGUGGAGUGCCCAAAGUGUGACACGGUCCUGGGCUCCUCAAGGUCGCUGGGUGGCCACAUGACUAUGAUGCAUUCUCGCAACUCAUGUAAGACACUCAAGUGUCCCAAGUGCAAUUGGCACUACAAGUACCAGCAGACGCUUGAGGCGCACAUGAAGGAGAAACAUCCUGAGCCAGGGGGCUCCUGUGUCUACUGCAAAAGUGGGCAGCCGCACCCACGGCUGGCACGGGGUGAAAGCUACACCUGUGGUUACAAGCCCUUCCGCUGCGAGGUCUGUAACUACUCCACUACUACCAAAGGCAACCUCAGUAUUCAUAUGCAGUCUGACAAGCAUCUCAACAACAUGCAAAACCUGCAGAACGGAGGGGGAGAGCAAGUCUUCAGCCACACCGCCGGGGCGGCAGCAGCAGCUGCAGCAGCCGCGGCCGCUGCAGCAGCAAACAUUGGCAGCACCUGUGGGGCCCCCUCCCCCACCAAACCAAAAACCAAACCCACAUGGCGGUGUGAGGUGUGCGACUAUGAGACCAAUGUAGCCAGAAACCUUCGUAUUCACAUGACCAGUGAGAAGCACAUGCACAACAUGAUGCUGCUUCAGCAAAACAUGUCCCAGAUCCAACACAACCGGCACCUGGGCCUUGGGAGCCUGCCGUCCCCUGCCGAGGCCGAGCUCUACCAGUACUACCUGGCACAGAACAUGAACCUUCCCAACCUGAAGAUGGAUAGCACUUCCUCAGAUGCACAGUUCAUGAUGAGUGGAUUCCAGCUUGAUCCUGCCAAUCCCAUGGCAGCAAUGGCUCCAUCUCUAGUGGGUGGAGAGAUCCCCCUGGACAUGCGGUUAGGCGGUGGACAGCUGGUGUCUGAGGAGCUAAUGAACUUGGGUGAAAGUUUCACGCAGACAAAUGACCCAUCACUGAAGCUCUUCCAGUGUGCUGUGUGCAACAAGUUCACUACAGAUAAUUUGGACAUGCUGGGCCUUCACAUGAACGUGGAGCGCAGCCUCCCUGAAGAUGAGUGGAAGGCAGUGAUGGGAGACUCAUACCAGUGCAAGCUGUGCCGCUACAACACGCAGCUCAAGGCAAACUUCCAGCUCCACUGUAAGACGGACAAGCAUGUACAGAAAUACCAGCUGGUAGCACACAUCAAGGAGGGUGGGAAGGCCAACGAGUGGAGGCUGAAGUGUGUGGCCAUUGGGAAUCCGGUACAUCUGAAAUGCAAUGCUUGUGACUACUACACCAACAGUCUAGAGAAGCUGCGUCUUCACACAGUAAACUCGAGGCAUGAGGCCAGCUUGAAGCUCUAUAAGCACCUUCAGCAUCACGAGAGCGGGGUUGAGGGUGAAAGCUGCUAUUACCACUGUGUCCUCUGUAACUACUCCACCAAGGCCAAGCUGAACCUCAUCCAGCACGUGCGCUCCAUGAAACACCAGCGGAGUGAGAGCCUCCGCAAGCUGCAGCGUCUGCAGAAGGGUCUCCCUGAAGAAGAGGAAGACCUGGGACAGAUCUUCACCAUCCGCAAGUGUCCGGCUGCCGAUGUGGACGAAGCCACUGAAGAUGCAGAAGGGCCCAAUGAAACAGCUGUUGAUGCUGAAGAGCCUGCCAAGGAGCAAGAGAGUGCAGGGGACAAGGACCAGAGCAAAUGGACAGCACCGGCCAGCCAGGCAGAGAAGGAGCUGAUGGAGCCUCCAGCAUCCUCUAAACGAGUACCAUUUCCCGGCAGCUCUGAGUCGCCUCUCUCCUUUAAAUGGUCAAAAACUUCAGAAGAGACCAAAUCGGAGCAGAUGUACCAGUGUCCAUACUGCAAGUACAGUAACACAGACGUGAAUCGGCUGCGGGUGCACGCCAUGACCCAGCACUCGGUGCAGCCCAUGCUCCGCUGCCCGCUCUGCCAGGACAUGCUCAACAACAAGAUCCACCUGCAGCUGCACCUCACUCACCUGCACAGUGUGUCCCCUGACUGCGUUGAGAAGCUCAUCAUGACGGUGACAACACCAGAGGUGAUGAUGCCCAGCAGCAUGUUUCUGCCAGCAGCCGCUCCGGAGAAGGACGGGAGCUCCACCACCGAGGAGCUGGGGAAGCAGCCUGAGCUCUCUGAGGACUCAGGAAAGAGUCUUUUACCAUCGGAAGGUACGGAGCACAGCGGUGAACCCAAGCCCGCUCCAGCUGAUCAGAGCUCUGCCAGGGAGGACUCCGGUUUCCUCUGCUGGAAGAAGGGAUGCAACCAGAUGUUCAAAAGCUCAGCAGCCCUGCAGACGCAUUUCAAUGAAGUUCACGCCAAGCGGCCCCAGCUCCCAGUGUCUGAUCGCCAUGUCUACAAGUACCGCUGUAACCAGUGCAGCUUGGCAUUCAAAACCAUCGAGAAGCUGCAGCUCCAUUCCCAGUACCAUGUGAUCCGAGCAGCCACCAUGUGCUGCCUCUGCCAGCGCAGCUUCCGAACCUUUCAGGCCUUGAAGAAGCACCUGGAAACCAGCCAUCUGGAGCUGAGUGAGGCCGACAUUCAGCAGCUGUACGGUGGCCUUUUGGUCAAUGGAGACCUCCUUGCUAUGGGUGAUCCUUCACUUGCAGAAGACCACACUAUUAUAGUUGAGGAAGAUAAGGAGGAAGAGAGCGACUUGGAAGAUAAGCAGAGCCCGACAGGGAGUGAUUCGGGGUCAGUACAAGAGGAUUCUGGCUCUGAACCAAAAAGGGCCUUACCCUUCAGGAAGGGCCCUAACUUCACUAUGGAGAAAUUCCUAGAUCCAUCUCGCCCUUACAAAUGCACAGUCUGCAAGGAGUCUUUCACGCAAAAGAACAUUCUCCUGGUUCAUUACAAUUCAGUUUCUCAUCUGCAUAAACUGAAACGAGCCCUCCAAGAGUCUGCUACUGGGCAACCUGAACCUACCAGUAGCCCCGACAACAAACCCUUUAAGUGUAACACAUGCAACGUUGCCUACAGCCAGAGCUCUACCUUGGAGAUCCAUAUGAGGUCUGUCCUACAUCAAACAAAGGCUCGCGCAGCCAAGCUAGAGGCAGCGGGGGGCAGCGGCAGUAGUAAUGGAGCUGGCAAUAGCAGCAACAGCAGUCUCUCCUUGGGUUCAUCUACACCAAGCCCAGUGAGCACUAGCAACAGUAAUGCUUUUACAACCACCAACACAAGCAAUUCGGGCACCGCUCCCAUUCCCAACCUGCUCAGUCAGGCGCCCAGUGACACCGUGGGAAUUCCUCCCAUAGGUAACCCUGUUAGCACUAAUAUCUCCUCCCCUUCUGAGCCCAAAGAGGUAAACCGGAAGAAGCUGGCAGACAUGAUUGCAUCCAGGCAGCAGCAGCAGCAACAGCAGCAGCAGCAGCAGCAGCAACAGCAAGCUCAGACCUUAGCACAGGCACAGGCCCAAGUCCAGGCCCACCUGCAGCAGGAACUGCAGCAACAAGCUGCUCUCCUGCAGUCUCAGCUCUUCAAUCCAGCGCUUUUGCCACACUUUCCAAUGACCACUGAGACCCUUCUGCAGCUUCAACAACAGCAGCAUCUUUUGUUUCCUUUCUACAUUCCCAGCGCUGAGUUCCAGCUCAACCCAGAAGUUAGUUUGCCUGUCACCAGUGGUGCACUGACACUGACCGGUACAGGUCCAACUUUGCUGGAGGACCUGAAGGCCCAGGUUCAGCUCCCUCAACAGAGCCAUCCACAGCUCCUUCAGCAGCAGCAAGGUCAGCUAUCCUUGUCACAACCUCACUCUGUCCUUAUACAGCAGAGUCAGCACUCAGAGAAGAAGAAUAAACCCAUAGUGAAGGAGAAGGAAAAAGAAACCCCACGGGAAAGCGCAGAGAGGGGAGACACUAGUGCAGCAUCUAAGGAGUCUCUGCCUGAUAACUUAAAGCCCAAAGACAAGAAGGACUUUGUACCAGGCAGCAGUUCAGAGCCCUCCUUACUGCCCCCACGUAUUGCAUCUGAUGCAAGGGGGAAUGCCACAAAAGCCUUGCUGGAAAACUUUGGCUUUGAGCUUGUCAUUCAGUAUAACGAGAACAAGCAGAAAGUGCAGAAGAAAAAUGGCAAGACAGAGCAAGGUGAGAACUUGGAAAAGCUGGAGUGUGAUACAUGUGGAAAAUUCUUUUCAAACAUCCUCAUCCUGAAGAGCCACCAAGAGCAUGUUCACCAACAUUACUUUCCUUUUAAGCAGUUGGAGAAAUUUGCCAAACAGUACCGAGAACACUAUGACAAAAUGUACCCACUACGGCCUCAGACCCCAGAGCCACCGCCACCGCCUCCACCACCCCCACCUCCACUGCCUCCAGCACCUCCUCAGCCAGCUUCUACUCCUACCAUUCCUACUUCUGCCCCACCAAUUACCUCUCCUACAAUUGCACCAGCCCAGCCAUCUGUGCCACUCACCCAGCUCUCUAUGCCAAUGGAGCUCCCCAUCUUUUCACCACUGAUGAUGCAAACCAUGCCACUACAAACAUUACCUGCUCAGCUGCCACCCCAGCUUGGUCCUGUAGACCCUCUGCCUACCGACUUGGCCCAAUUAUACCAGCAUCAGCUCAACCCAAGCCUUCUCCAGCAGCAGCAGAACAAGAGGCCACGGACACGAAUCACCGAUGACCAACUCAGAGUCCUUCGGCAGUAUUUUGAUAUUAACAAUUCCCCAAGUGAGGAACAGAUCAAAGAGAUGGCAGACAAGUCUGGAUUGCCCCAGAAGGUGAUCAAGCACUGGUUCAGAAAUACUCUUUUCAAAGAACGCCAGCGCAACAAGGAUUCCCCAUACAACUUCAGUAAUCCCCCCAUUACCAGCCUGGAAGAACUGAAGAUAGACUCACGGCCUCCUUCUCCAGAACCUCAAAAGCAGGAGUACUGGGGAAGCAAACGGUCCUCCCGGACACGCUUUACUGACUACCAGCUCAGAGUCCUGCAAGACUUCUUUGAUGCCAAUGCUUAUCCAAAGGAUGAUGAAUUUGAGCAGCUGUCUAACUUGCUGAACCUCCCAACACGUGUCAUAGUGGUGUGGUUUCAGAAUGCCCGUCAGAAAGCUAGGAAAAACUAUGAGAAUCAGGGAGAAGGCAAAGAUGGGGAACGGCGGGAGCUUACAAAUGACAGAUACAUUAGAACAAGCAACUUGAAUUACCAGUGCAAAAAGUGCAGCCUAGUCUUUCAGCGCAUUUUCGAUCUCAUUAAACACCAGAAAAAGCUUUGUUACAAAGAUGAGGAUGAGGAUGGACAGGAUGAUAGCCAGAAUGAAGACUCUAUGGAUGCAAUGGAGCUUUUGACUCCAGCCAGUUCCUCCUGCAGCACACCAAUGCCCUCACAAGCUUACAGCACGCCUACAUCUUCAGCUAAUGCAACCUCCUCAGCUUUUCUGCAGCUCACAGCAGAGGCAGAUGAUUCCUCCACCUAUAGUUCUAAAGUAGAAGCUACAGAUGAGAAACCAAAGCAGUCUGAACCUCCAAGUACACAGCAAAACCAAACUCAAGAGAAGCAAGUACAACCAAAGCAAGAGUCUCAGCAGCAACAGGACCAAGGAGAACAGAAGACAAGUUCAGCACACCAAAAGAUUUCACAGUUAUCCUCCCCCUCUUCACUGCAGCAGCCACCUCCACCUCCUCAGCCCCCUCAGUGUUCCUUGUCACAGUCAAGCCCAAGUCCAUCUCAGUUGUCACAUCUCUCCCUCAAACCCAUUCACACAUCCACCCCUCAACAGCUGGCAAACCUACCUCCGCAGCUAAUCCCAUACCAGUGCGACCAGUGUAAGCUGGCAUUUCCUUCCUUUGAGCACUGGCAGGAGCAUCAGCAGCUUCAUUUUCUGAGUGCACAAAACCAGUUUAUCCAUCCUCCAUUCCUGGACAGAACGCUGGAUAUGCCUUUCAUGCUUUUUGAUCCCAGUAAUCCACUACUUGCGAGCCAGCUGCUGUCUGGAACGUUACCACAGAUUUCAGCAACUUCAGCUACUUCGCCAUCAACACCAACAUCCACAAUGAACACGCUGAAGAGAAAGCUGGAGGAGAAGGCCAGUGCGAGCCCCGGAGAAAAUGACAGUGGGACUGGAGGAGAAGAACCACAAAGGGAUAAGCGUCUAAGAACAACGAUUACCCCAGAGCAGCUGGAAAUUCUUUAUCAGAAAUACUUGCUCGACUCCAACCCAACACGGAAAAUGUUGGAUCACAUUGCACAUGAAGUGGGCUUGAAGAAACGUGUGGUGCAAGUUUGGUUUCAGAACACCCGUGCGCGGGAAAGGAAGGGGCAGUUCAGAGCUGUGGGGCCUGCCCAAGCCCACAGACGGUGUCCGUUCUGCCGAGCUCUCUUUAAAGCAAAGACGGCUCUUGAAGCUCACAUCCGAUCUCGCCACUGGCACGAGGCCAAGAGAGCUGGGUACAACUUGACGUUGUCUGCUAUGCUCUUAGAUUGCGACGGGGGACUCCAGAUGAAGGGAGACAUCUUCGAUGGAACCAGUUUUUCCCACGUGCCACCAACUAGCAGUGAUGGUCAGAGCGUUCCUCUCUCCCCCGUGAACAAGAGCAUGGAACUGUCACCUCGAACUCUGCUGAGCCCGUCCUCCAUCAAGGUGGAAGGGAUAGAGGACUUUGAGAGUCCCUCCAUGUCCUCGGUCAACCUGAGCUUUGACCAAACAAAACUGGACAAUGACGACUGCUCUUCUGUCAACACUGCUAUCACAGACACUACAACAGGAGACGAAGGGAACGCGGACAACGACAGCGCAACAGGGAUCGUAACUGAAACCAAAUCGACAUCAGGACCCAGCGAAGGUCUGACAAAAGCUGCCAUGAUAGCAAUGUCUGAAUAUGAAGAUCGGCUGUCUUCUGGCCUGGUCAGCCCAGCUCCCAGCUUUUACAGCAAAGAGUAUGAUAAUGAAGGUACUGUGGACUAUAGUGAAACAUCCAGCCUUGCGGAUCCCUGCUCACCCAGCCCUGGUGCAAGUGGUUCGGCCAGCAAAUCUGGGGAGAGCGGGGAUCGGCCCGGGCAGAAACGCUUUCGCACUCAGAUGACUAAUCUCCAGCUAAAAGUUCUUAAGUCGUGCUUUAAUGACUACAGGACACCUACCAUGCUGGAGUGUGAGGUCCUGGGCAAUGACAUUGGACUGCCAAAGAGAGUUGUUCAGGUCUGGUUCCAGAAUGCUAGGGCAAAGGAGAAGAAGUCCAAACUCAGCAUGGCCAAGCAUUUUGGUAUAAACCAAACAAGUUAUGAGGGACCCAAAACAGAGUGCACUUUGUGUGGCAUCAAGUACAGCGCUCGACUGUCUGUACGUGACCAUAUCUUCUCUCAACAGCAUAUCUCCAAAGUUAAAGAAACCAUUGGAAGCCAGUUGGAUAAGGAAAAGGAGUAUUUUGACCCAGCUACUGUACGUCAGUUGAUGGCUCAGCAGGAGCUGGACCGGAUCAAAAAAGCCAAUGAGGUUCUUGGUCUGGCAGCUCAACAGCAGGGCAUGUUCGAUAACACCCCUCUGCAAGCUCUUAACCUUCCUGCUGCAUAUCCAGCACUACAGGGCAUCCCUCCAGUCUUGCUCCCAGGCCUCAACAGCCCAUCCUUACCAGGCUUCACUCCAUCCAACACAGCUUUAACUUCUCCCAAACCCAACCUGAUGGGCCUGCCCAGCACAAGCGUCCCUUCGCCCGGCCUUCCCACCUCUGGAUUACCAAAUAAGCAGCCCCCGGCAGUGCUCACCUCGCCCACCCCGGCACAGGGCACGGCCAUCGCCCCGCAGCAGCCUCCGGCGACAACACCGCAGCCGCAGCCGCAGCAGCAGCCCCCGCCACCACGCAAGGAGAAGGAGGGCGAGAAGGCGAAAGAGAAGGAGAAGGCACCCAAGGGGAAGGGGGACCCCCUGCCAGGGCCCAAGAAGGAGAAGGGGGAGGCACCGGCGGGUGCCCUUGCAGCCCCACUGCCUGCCAUGGAGUACGCGGUGGAACCGGCGCAACUCCAGGCACUGCAGGCCGCCCUGAGCUCCGACCCUGCCACGCUGCUGACCAGCCAGUUCCUGCCCUACUUCGUCCCUGGGUUCUCCCCCUACUACGCCCCGCAGAUCCCGGGUGCCCUGCAGAGCGGGUACCUGCAGCCCAUGUACGGGAUGGAGGGGCUCUUUCCCUACAGCCCCGCGCUGUCGCAGGCACUGCUGGGGCUGUCCCCCGGCUCCCUGCUGCAGCAGUACCAGCAAUACCAGCAGAGUCUGCAGGAGGCAUUGCAGCAGCAGCAGCGGCAGGCGCAGCAGCAGCAGCAGCAGCAGCAGCAGCAGCAGCAGCAGAAAGCGCAGCAGCCCAAAGGAAGCCAAACCCCCGUCCCCGCGGGGGCCGCCACCCCGGACAAAGACCCUGCCAAAGAACCCCCCAAGCAAGAAGAGCAGAAGAACGCACCCCGCGAGGUGUCCCCCCUCCUGCCCAACCCCCCCGAGGAGCCCGAAGCAGAAGGCAAGGGUGCGGACUCCCUCUGCGACCCCUUCAUCGUCCCGAAGGUGCAGUACAAACUGGUCUGCCGCAAGUGCCAGGCGGGCUUCGGCGACCAGGAGGCGGCCAGCGACCACCUGAAGUCCCUCUGCUUCUUCGGCCAGUCUGUGGCGAACCUGCAGGAGAUGGUGCUUCACGUGCCCACCGGCAGCGGCCAGGGCAGCGGCUCGUACCAGUGCGUGGCGUGCGAGAGCACGGUGUGUGGGGACGAAGCCCUCAGUCAGCAUCUCGAGUCAGCCCCGCACAAACACCGAACAAUCACAAGAGCAGCAAGAAACGCCAAAGAGCACCCCAGUCUAUUACCUCACUCUGCCUGCCCCCCCGACCCCAGCACCGCAUCUACCUCGCAGUCGGCCGCUCACUCAAACGACAGCCCCCCGCCCCCCCGGCCCCCCCCGGCUUCCCCCCACGCCUCCAGAAAGCCCUGGCCCCCGGCCGCCCCCCGCGCCCCGCCGGGGAAGCCGCCGCCGCCGCCCUUCCCUCCUCUCUCCUCAUCUUCAACGGUUACCUCAAGUUCAUGCAGCACCUCAGGGGUUCAGCCCUCGAUGCCAACAGACGACUAUUCGGAGGAGUCUGACACGGAUCUUAGCCAAAAGUCAGAUGGACCGGUGAGCCCGGCGGAGGGGCCCCGGGAGCCCGGCUGCCCUAAGGACAGUGGUCUAGCUAGUGUAGGAAUGGACACCUUCAGAUUGUAAGCUUUGAAGAUGAACAAUGAAAAUGAAUUUAAAUAAAAAAAAGUUAAUAACAAACCAAUUUCAAAAAUAGACUAACUGCAAUUCCAAAGCUUCUAACCAAAAAAAGAAAAAAGAAAAAAAGAAAAAGUGUGGGUUGUUUUCCCAUAUAACGAUGCCGGUGGGUUUUACAUUUCUUUUUUCCUUUCCUUUUAAUAAAAUAAAACUAAAAAAAAAAAAAAAAAAAAAAAAAAAAAAGACAAACCUGUUACAUUUGUCCUUUCGAAGGUACUGUUGGUCUGGGAGAUGAGAGCCCGCGCUGCCUCCGUCGUGUCCUCGGAGCGGAAGCCCCUUGUACAUUGCCCCUUCUGAGUACGCCCCACGUCAAUAGCACAGCAGAGGCCGGCAUGCACUGUAUGGGAAAGCAGCCCACCUUGUUACAGUUUUAAAUUUCUUGCUAUCUUAGCAUUCAGAUACCAAUGGCUUGCUAAAAGAAAAAAGAAAUGUAAUGUCUUUUUAUUCUCAGGUCAAUCGCUCACACUUUGUUCUGUUUUCAGAAUCAUUGUUUUUAUAUAUAUAUAUAUAUAUAAUUUCUUUUUGUUUGUUUGGGGGUUUUUUGUUUUGUUUUGUUUUUGUUCCAGAAAAGGAUUUUUUUUUUUCUUUCUUCUUUUUUUUUUCUUUCUUUUUUUUUUCUUUUUUUUUUUUUUUUUUUUUUGUUAAUUUAAAAUGGGCAGAAAGUAUUCAAGAGAAAAACAAUGUGAACUGCUUUAGCUUUUCGGGGAUUCUAAGGGUAGCUUUUCUGCUGAAGCCAAUUUCAAGGGGAAAAGUUAAGCACUCCCACUUUUCAGAAAAAAAACCACAAAGAGUGUUGAGGACUCGGAGCUUAAAAAAUAAGUUUUAAAACAACUGACUUUCUGUAUUUAUGAUAGAUAUGACCAUUUUUGGUGUUGAGUAGAUUGUUGCAUUGGAAAUGAACUGAAGCAGUAUGGUAGAUUUAAAAGAAAAAACCCUUUUGUGUACAUUUAGCUUUUGUAUGGUCCAGCUGACGGCUUCUCAUUUGAUGUUGUCUUGUUCAUUCCUAGCCAGAUAGAUUGCAAUCCAUUGACUCGCCCAAGCUUUUCUCCCUUUGUACCUUUAUCCCCACUUCCCCCAUCCUGUAAUCUUCCACUUAUGGUUGCUACCUUCAUUUCUUAGAGGGUGGUUGCAUAAUUAUUUUAUAAAAACUAAAGAAAGAAGUUCAAAGGGUUUUGGGGGUCAGUAGGAUCCCUUGCAGAAUAUUUUUUGUUGGGGGUUUGAAACUUUUUAAGGCGAAUACAUACGAUUUACCUAUGUCUGUUACCCUUGUGCACUUAUCUCUUUCUUAUUUUCCAUUCUUCUUGUUGGGUUUUUGUUGUUGUUUUUUUUUUCCUCUUCUUUUCCUCAUUUGUAAAUGCUUCAAAGACUCUGUUCCUGAACUAUACGCAUUUGUUUCCGUUUGUGUAAUUAGGCUGCACUCUGUUCCUCCUUUAAAAAGAAAAAAAAAAAAACAAAAAAAACCAAGGUUUUGUUACAUUCUUUUCUCUAAAGAAGAUUCAUGCUUUAAAUAAAAUCCAAAGACAUACCCUUUCACCACUGGUGCAGAAUGAGCAAAAAGGAUUCUUUUUACUUGAGAAUUUGUUUCUGAUUAAACAAACAAGUCUAAGUUUAAAUAAAGAAUAAAAAAAAGUACCCAGGUUGUUAUCUGUGCUUCUUCUGCAAGCAGAGAGACAACUCGCAGCGCACGCCAGCAGCCCCGGCCGUGCUGUUGGCCCCGGGGCGGCAGGGGGCCGCGUGCGGGCGCUGUGCUGGGCCGCCUGCGCUCCCCACCUCCUGCGGUCCGGACUUGGAAACUUAAACUCGGUGCUGCUACCACGCAGAGCCUGGAGAUAAAGAGAUGCUCGCUGCUCCACUUGUGUAGCCAAACGUCAACAGGAACGACGUCCUUCCCCCCGUGUCCUCUGCCCCAACAGCGUGAGAGCCUUCUCCCUGCCAUCCUCCUCCUCCUCCUGCUUCAAAGGGAACUUGGAUAACUGUGAACGUGGGCUCCUCCGCCGCCCCCGGGCUGAGGCCGUGCAUCGCCGCCACGAGAGCCCGGAGCGCCCGAGAGACGAACGUGGCUUUCAUUUCUUAGCGGGACUCUUUUGUUUUUACGGAGUUUUGGUUUUAGUUUGACGAAAGACCAGAUCCCGAACUGCUGUACAUAUUUCUGACUAGGCUAAUGCACAGUGCAAAUUCUUUUUUUAAUUGUUUUUUAAGUAGACGAUACUAAAGAGAGUACAUCGACGUUCCCGCCAGGAUCAGCUGUAGCAUAAGGUGUCAAAACGGAAGCAAGAACACGAAACGCGAUCGCUGUUUUAACAAACUGUUUUCUUUCAACAGAAGUUCUUGUAUUUCUCCCUGUGUUUGAGAUGAACAUUUUUUAAAUUCUAAAGUUGUACAGUUUUGGUUUUCCAUUAUUUUAUCUUGUUUGUAAUUCUAUGAAAUAUAUAUAUAUAUAUUUUUUGCCAUUUAACUGUUGUAUGUUACUCUGUCUGUACCAUAUAGAAAUUUUUCGUUUGUUUUGAUUCUGUGAUACGAGAUAACAGUUGAACACUAGGUUUAUCUGUCAAGUUCUGCGAGGUCUCUUUGAAACCCUUUGGUUUUUGUUGGUUCUUUUGUUGGUUUUCGUUGUUGUUUUUUUUUAAUUAUAUUGCUUGGUCAUAGUGCAAUUUCCCUUUCCUCCUUCCCCCUCCUCCUUCCCACCCACUAAAAGGUUUUAUAAAUUCAUUUCCUUGUAUUUUCUGUAAAUGUUUCCAGAGACUUUCGGUGCGAGGCUGCCUCCUCCCCUCACACGGCGCGGCGGGGGAUCGGACUGCGGCCCCACGCACCGCGGCCGCUGCCCAUGGGACGCUUGGGCGGCCGUGUGGCGGGGCCGCGUCCUCCUGCCCCGAGCACACCCUGCAUCUGCCCGGGAGCGGGGAGGGCGAGGAGCGAGGAGACGGUUUUAAACAUAGCAUUGAGCGGGUUUCUGUUUUAUUUUUAAUAAAAAGCUUUUUUUUAAGUGGUGAAGAUGGCCAAAGUUUCAUGCAACUGAGAAUACAGUAAGGUGAAAGGCGCGCGCUGGGGCCGCCCGCGCCCACGGGGCAGGUGGGGCGGGAGCAGGCGAGGAGGCACCGGCACCGCCAGCGCACCCGGCAUUCGUGGAAAUAUAUUUUGCUUUAGCAAACAAAAAAUAAACCUUUAAAUAGAAGCAGAAAUGGGGUCGGUUGGUCGGUUGGCUGUCGGCUGGUUGGUCAGUCGGUUACUUGGUGGAUGCUUGAUUGGUUGGUUGGCUGGUUGGUUGGCUGGUUGGUUGGUCGGUUGGUUGGUUGGCACUGAGAUACUGCCCACUGUGAAACACAAAGCUUUGAAUAUUUUAUUUUGGUUUUAUUUUGGGGGGUGAGUUUGGGUAGAACGGAAAGCGUAAAUGAGGUGAAAAGGGGUAUGAACAGCCUUUGCAAUGUACAAAAAAUAGAGCAAGUGAAACCAAAAAUGAUGUUCUUGAUGUUUUUCUAUAAUGUAGUCUUGUUAGCUUUUUUUGUUACUGUAACAAUGCUGAUCUCGAACUGUACCAAAAUUCAUGGAGACGAACAGAAACAGAAACCACAUGGAACUUUCAAAACUUGGAAAGAAUUUGUCACAAAAGACUUUGUUGUCAUAGUUGAGUUGACUGUAGAUGGUAAUUGAAUAUACUCCUUUGGAAAUAUUUCAUCACGUAUGUUUCCUGCUCAUUGUGA
This is a messenger RNA of Lagopus muta (rock ptarmigan), 18183 nucleotides long. RefSeq names its product zinc finger homeobox 3 (gene ZFHX3). Gene Ontology annotation, biological process: regulation of transcription by RNA polymerase II; regulation of neuron differentiation; brain development. The record is from RefSeq and is a predicted model, not a curated record. The transcript has 11 exons. Gene Ontology annotation, cellular component: nucleus. Bases 3422 to 14434 code for a protein of 3670 amino acids. Gene Ontology annotation, molecular function: RNA polymerase II cis-regulatory region sequence-specific DNA binding; DNA-binding transcription factor activity, RNA polymerase II-specific; zinc ion binding. Lineage: Eukaryota; Metazoa; Chordata; Aves; Galliformes; Phasianidae.